Messenger RNA from Acanthochromis polyacanthus (spiny chromis), 2916 nucleotides. RefSeq names its product DNA cross-link repair 1C, PSO2 homolog (S. cerevisiae) (gene dclre1c). The transcript is spliced from 17 exons. Lineage: Eukaryota; Metazoa; Chordata; Actinopteri; Pomacentridae. The coding region runs from base 133 to 2025 and encodes 630 amino acids. The record is from RefSeq and is a predicted model, not a curated record. Gene Ontology annotation, molecular function: 5'-3' DNA exonuclease activity; damaged DNA binding. Gene Ontology annotation, biological process: protection from non-homologous end joining at telomere; double-strand break repair via nonhomologous end joining; interstrand cross-link repair.
CGUAGAAGAAGAGCGUCUCAGUGGGCGGGACAAACAAACAAACUGAGGAGAUGUUUCACUGAUUAUAUCGUCUAUAUUUAAACCAGUUCAUGGUUACUUUCCGGAUAAAUCGUCUCCAGGCUCUACAGAAACAUGAGUUCGUUCCUGGGCCGGAUGAAGGAGUAUCCCACCGUGUCUCUGGACCGCUUCGACCGGGAGAACCUACAUGCCCGGGCAUAUUUCCUGUCGCACUGCCACAAAGACCACAUGAAGGGACUGAAAGGACCUCUGCUGAAGAGGAAGCUGCAGUUCAGGCGUGACAGUGCCAACAGCACCAAAGCUAAGAACAAAAUUGACAGUCGAACCGUCAGACUUUAUUGUUCCUUCGUGACCAAAGAGAUUCUUCUGAAUAAUCCAAAGUAUUCCUUCUGGGAAGAAUACAUCGUUCCUCUGGAGCUGGAGAGUCCGACUCAGAUUUCUCUGGUGGACGAAGCAUCAGGAGAGAAAGAAGACAUUGUGGUAACGCUGCUUCCUGCCGGUCACUGUCCCGGCUCUGUAAUGUUUCUGUUCGAGGGUUGCCGUGGAAACGUGUUGUACACAGGCGACUUCAGGUUCGCUGUUGGAGACACCUCCAGAAUAGAACAUCUGCACUCAGGCAGCAGGGUAAAAGACAUUCAGAGUGUUUAUCUGGACUCUACCUUCUAUGAUCCACGCUUCUAUCAGAUACCAACACGGGAGGUGUGUUUAAACGGCAUCUUGGAGCUUGUUGGAAACUGGAUUGGUCAGAGUUCGCAUCAUGUCGUAUGGCUCAACUGCAAAGCUGCUUACGGAUAUGAAUAUCUGUUCACCAACCUGGGAGAAGAGUUCAACACACAGAUCCAUGUCAACAGUCUGGCCAUGUUCAAGAAGAUGCCAGAGAUCUUAAGCUACGUAACAACUGACCGAAGGACUCAGAUUCACGCCUGUCGACACCCAAAGGACGAGGAGUUUUUCCUGGGCAACAGGCUUCCUUGUGGUUGUACAUCAGCUGAUGGGACUCCUCUUCGUAUCAUCAGCAUAAAACCGUCCACCAUGUGGUUCGGAGAAAGGACCAAGAAAACCAAUGUUAUAAUAAAAACAGGAGCCAGUUCAUACCGAGCCUGUUUCAGUUUCCAUUCCUCCUACUCAGAGAUCAGAGACUUUUUGUCGUAUCUUCAGCCGGUCAACGUCUACCCCAGUGUCAUUCCUAUCGGUCGGACGAUGACGGAGGUCACACAGAUGUUGAAGCUGAUGUGCAGGAAACGGUCCGAUCAGGAAGCGUUCACCUACAAACCUCUGGGAGUUUUAAAACGCAGCAGAGCGGAGCGACCCACAUACGACUCGGGGAGUGAAGAUGAGCUGUUUGAAGGUUUGGAUUUGGCUCCAGUGAGGAAGAAGAUGGGUCUGAACCAAGAUGGUCUAAAAGAGAAUCUUCCAGAGAGAACUUCAGCUCCUGUAUCUGUGGACGAACCUUCAGCUCUGACGGUCGCUGAAGUACAAUCUGUCAGCUGCAACUACGUCGACUGUACCGAGUCCAACGGGGAAGAGGAGGAUGACGAAGACGAAGCCAAAGAGACUGAAAGUAAAGACAUGGUGACUGAUUCUGAGCCUCCAAAGUGGGAGGAUUUCUUCACCACGGAGAUGCUGACUGACAGCCAGAACAGCCAAUCACAGUCAUCCAGGAUGAGCGGAUCUCAGACUCCAGAGCUGUUCAGCGACAAAGAAGAAGAAACUCCCGACAUCGCUGAUGACUUCAGCUUGACUCUGUCUGCUUCUUUAUCUAAUCAUUCCUCCCAGAACAUGGACUCCAGUUUACCCGAUACUCUAAUCCUCCGUCCAGAGCAGCAACUAGGAGACGCAACGACCAAAACUAACGAACCAUCUGAGUCCCAGGUGUCGUCAGACUUCGACGUUCCCUCAACACCUGAAUCCAAGGUGCCUCAUCCUGACGAACUGUCGCAGCUGUACAGGAAACUGGCUUCAGGAGAGGAAGUGGAGUUGAGGAAAGGCUCAGCAGUGUCCAGAUGAGCUGCAGUUCCUGAAACGGCCACUUGAGCUACUGAACUUUGAUGAGGAGCAGCUCCGAUACAACAUCCUCCGUCUUGUGGCAGCUGGUCAAGCCUCCAAUGAGGCCGAAUGUCGAACUCUCAGAGGAAGCUUCUGUUGCGCCCUCGUCACCUCUGUUAGGAUUUGAGAGUCCAGGUCGACUCUGCUUCCACAGAAUUCAGUCCGUUAAAGCAGGAAGAGGUGAUGAUGCCAUUAAAGUCCUCAGAGGGGAUGCUGAGACACCAGAUUGUUCUCUGCUAGGUUCGUCAUGACGACGGCGAGGAGCUAAUGGACACCUGCCUUCAGGAGUUCAUCACCUUCAUGGAGCACCUUUUACUUUAUAGACAAAAGACAGAAACAGGAGUCAAAACAGACUUUAGUCUCAAAUCAAAGCCCUCCAGCUGCUGUUUGAUAGAUGGACCAAAGUGCCUUACCCUGUAUUAGCAGUUAUCAUUGCUCUCAGACAGAAAUGAUUCAGUUGUCUGCAUGACAACUAAAUACAUUCAACACAAUUUGAAAGCAUCAUCAUUUUUCUGCCAAUAGCUUCAUUUAACUUAAAAAAAAAACCUGAGAGAUUUUAUUCAUAAGUAUUCCAUGUAUUGUUUUGUAGAUAUUCUGAAUAUAGCCAUCUAGAAAUCAAAUAGUGAAACUAAAAGUUAAUAUGUAUGCAGAAAGUAACCAAGUAGGUAUAACUGUCUAAGUUACCAGCUUCUGAGUUAGUUUAUUUUGGCAGCACUGUGGUAUAACCUGAAACUAAAAUAUAGUGUGUCGUCCGAAAUGUCACUAAAAUGUCAUAAUUUAGUAUGUCAUUAGAAAUCUUGCAAAAACUUGACACUUUAAAUCACAAUAAAGAUACUUCUGUUGUCACAAUCA